Molecule: messenger RNA, 9815 nt
Organism: Polistes canadensis
Lineage: Eukaryota; Metazoa; Arthropoda; Insecta; Hymenoptera; Vespidae
Product: mucin-5AC
Exons: 14
Coding region: 1980-9779 (2599 amino acids)
Biological process (GO): negative regulation of transcription by RNA polymerase II
Cellular component (GO): nucleus
Molecular function (GO): protein binding; transcription corepressor activity
Source: RefSeq, a predicted model, not a curated record
UCCGUCGUAGUCGGAUCGUAUCGUUCCGCCCUAACACACCGUCUCUCUCUCUCUCUCUCUCUCUUUCUCGCGCGUGCUCUCUUCUCUCUCCCUUUAACCUCUCUCUCUCUCUCGCGCGCACACGAGACCUUCUUCCCGUCCUAUCACUUUCUCAUUUUUUUCUCUCUCUUUCUCUCUUUUUCUCUUUUUUUUUUCUCUUUCUCACUUUUUCCCUCUGCGCGCGUGUGUGUGUAUUUACGCACGUAAAGUAGUACCUCACUAUCUUUCUCUUUCUUUCUCUCUCUCUCUCUCUCUUUUGAUAACGACGUCCAGGAGUUCCGCCCAGUGUUUAAUAAGAGAAGCGGAGAGAGAACUUUUAAUCGAGGAAAUAAGAAGCAGAAGAAGUGAAUGAAGGAUCGUUUAGUCACGAUCAAGGCGCUUUCGCGCUUUCGUCGAUCAUCUUUACUGUCGUCGUCGUCGUCGUCGUUGUCGUCGUAGUCGUGUAUUAUUCCUCGCCGUCGUUGCCGUUCUCAUAGAAAGGAGUUUCGAUGUGUGACGACGUGGAUUAACACAUAAUAUAACAACCGUAGGAGGAGGCUACAAAGUUUAUGAAGAGCCGUCAUACACGCGCGACACACAUUCUAUCUUAUUUGACGAAUCCAAAUGCAAGAAGAAGAAGAUAUUAUAACGGACGAGAAAACAACUUUCAAAAGGAGCUUGCGUGUUUUCUCUUUCUGAAGGUCUUAUCCUAAUUGAGAGAUAAAAUUAAAGUGAAGUUCUAUCGAAGAAGAAGAAGAAGAAGAAGAAGAAGAAAGAAGACAGAGGAUAAUAGCAGUGGUGAGAUAUAAAAAAAGGAAAAAAAAAAGAAAUCUAUCGGUGCUGAUAUUGUGUUUUGUGAUCAUAGUUUAGUGUGUCAACGAGGAAAAAAAACGGCGUACAAGAGGCCCGUGCAAUGGCCGUUUCAAAUACUUCGACUCCUCGUUGUUCUCGUUGAGAAUAUAUAUUUGUUACUUUUCCCCCCCCCCCAUUUCCCUUUCUAUUUCUUUCCUUUUUUUUUCUUUUUUUUUUCCUCCUCUUCUUUCUAUCUAUAUUUUUGAUCCUAUAUUUCUUUACCUCUCUUCCUCUUCCUGUCCGUUUAUAUCGUUCGUGUACAGAGAGUUUAGUGCCGCGAGUGGGUGCGCCAAUCGAAAAGUGUUGCUUCGAGAGAGAGCCAACGCGCGCCACGCCACGCCACGCCACGCCACGCAACGCAAGUGUGCCCUUGGAAUAAGUGUCGAUCGAUGGGGAAAAAAAGAAAUAAUAGUUAAAGAAAAUAAUUAAUAAUAAUAAUAAUAUUAUUAAAAAGUAAAUAAGCUCUCUCGUUAAGAGAGUUUAUUUUUCAUACUCCGUAUCGCGAGUUUCUUCUUCUUAUACUUCGCGCAUUAAGUUUGCCUUUUCUUGGGGGUUUUUUUUUUUGUUUCUCUCUCUUGUUUGCUACGACAAUACGACUCGUGCAUUUUGAAAAAGGAAAGAAAAAAGAAAAUAAAUAAAUAAGAAAUAAAAAGUGAGAGUUUCGGUUUAUUUGAUAUAUUAUUAUAAUAUUAUCGUCAAAGUGUGUUUCAUCACAUCUUUCUUCUUACUCCUCAUUGUGGAUUAUUAUUUAUUGGAUUUACUUCUACACUAUCAUCGUCAUCGUCAUUGUCGUCGUCGUCGUCAUCAUCAUCCUCCUCAACGUAUUGGAUUGUUUAUGGAAAAAGAUCCAUCGACUUUGAGGAUUUUUACAUCAUAAUUCGAGGAUAUCAACUUGUUUUAUAAUGCAGAGACAAAAUUGGAAAGGCUUGGAGGUGGAGGUUGCGCUGAUGCGUCCCAUAAGCACGGCCGGCUAAUAGCCCGCAGCCCAUCCCCGACACCCUGCAGCCACACCAGGUAAUUCGCGUCAGAGUUUUCGAGAUAAACCAAUCCCUCCCCCCGGCACACCUAAAUGCAUUCGUCAGGCUUCAUAGAUUAGCAGUUGGCGUGACAUGGAUGUGAGCUUCACGAACGUGUUGGAGGGGGCUCGUCAGUACUUCCAGGGACUGCCUGUACCCAGUACAGGCGCGAUACCAUCGGAGGAUCACAAUCAUCCAACCUCGUCGACGAAUUCGGCAUCGUCGGCAUCCACGUCACACGAUCAUGGCGUGGGUUCCUCGUCGGUGGCUCCGCCACCACCACCGCCGUCCUCCUCGUCGACGUCGUCGGUGGUUAAUCAAGAAACAACACGUUAUUCAAGUGACGUCGGUCAGUCCUCGUCUACCGAAAGCGGAAGCUCGAGUUCCGGUCCGUUUUGGAAUCCAUCGAUGGAACCGUAUCCACCGCAACCAACUAGAGUGGAGGUACCGGAUACCAGGCCCGGUGAUGAAAGUUCCGAACCGAGUUCCUCCUCUCCUGGUACUGUAGUAACACUAACAGAAAUGCAACCCUCCAGUCAUCGAUCCUCAGUGACAUCCAACUUUCAACAACAAAACCAAUCGUCCGUAUCUUCCGCGUCCGCCGAUCAACAACACUCGUCCCAUCAGACGACAGCAGCUACGACUACCUCAAGUUCACCUAGAUUGCAUCAAUUGCAACCACCUCAAAGAGAUCACUCUCCUGAACCUGUUUAUCAACAACUCAAUAAUAUCAGUAGGACGUCAUUUGCCACCGUGGAGAUUUUAGCGACCUCACAUUCGACGUCGUCCCAUCCGAAUUAUCAAUCCGCAAACGACCGACAGUCUUCGCAAAGUGGAACGACCAUAGUCGCGCAAAGAACGCAAUAUUAUCCGAGAUAUCAUCAUCCGGAUAUUACGAAAAGUGCACCGGCACCGUUCUCGCAAAAUUCCGUCUAUCAAUCUGCCAACGUGGCGGUGGUUACUACGACUGGAAGCGUUCAACAACCGGCUACAAGGCCUACGCCGGUCGAACAGAACAGUGUGUUGGUUCAUGGACAAGAUCAACAACGAGUGUCGAACCCUUCUUAUGGAUCCAGCGUGCAAACUCCGCCGAGUGGAUCGACCGGUGGUUACGUAUCGUCUCAAAAUUAUCGCGUAAGUGGGCAACUUCAGCAAACUCGGUCCGUUAAUCCGGCGAUCGACGAACGAAUCAGGCCACCUCAAUAUGGUAUCGAAGGAACGAACGCGCCUUCGUCGUCAUCCUCUUCCUCUUCCUCCUCCUCCUCGAACUCUAACAACUCCUCUUCAGGCAACCCUUGUACUUCGGGAAAUCCUCCUUGCAAUCCGCGUCACGGAUCCAGUCACAUUCCUCCGUCGCCUCAGAAUCUUCCAGCGCACAUUCCUUCUCCGCAUCUUCCCUCCGCAGCUUCCUCCGUUCAUGGACAACACUCUCAGCAGCAGCAGCAGCAGCAACAACACCACACAAGGAUAAAUCCUUCCCCUCAUUCAGCCAAUCCAAACGCCUACACUACUCGUACGAUUCUCUCGCAAAGCGGACCGUCGCCAUCCUCAUCGUCGUCUUCAUCGUCCAACCAUCCGCAACAGAUGAUACCUCCUACGGGCUUAAGCGGUUAUCAUCCGAUAGCUUCACCUCACGAGCCACCUCGACACGCCACCCCAUCACCCCACAGACAAUCUCCUCACGUAUCGACGCUUCACAAUCCUCACGCCUCCUCUCCUCAUCCUACACCCUCUCCUCACGCAGCCUUCCAACCGCAUUCGCCGACUUACCCACCUCCUCCCCCACCGGCCAGGUCUACGCCGCACUCCUACAGUGUGCCGGCGACCUCCCAACACUAUCAGAAUGCCGGAUACAAUACUAGUCCUUACGCGACACCACCUCAGUCUUCGUACCAUUCCUUUCAAAAGAGUCCGCAGCAGCCGCUGUCGCAGUCGCAUGGGAGUUAUUACUCUCCAUCAAAUAGAUCUCACAACCAGUCAUACGUCCAACCAACACCGAUGGGAGCACCACCUCAACCAAUUUGUCCUGGCGCAACGAAUAGCAACAGUGACUUGAACUAUCAGCAACAGAACAAACCGGUAAUGUACAAUGGUGCCGACACGAAAAGAAGUCCGGCGGAAAUCGCUGGAAAUUACGGUUCUUAUCGAACAUCCUCGACGGGCGUGCAGAGAAACAAUAACACGCACAAUCUGCCACCGAUCGCCGCCUUGUCCUCCUAUCAUUCCAACAAGAGAGAAUCGGGUAGUAAAGUGCAAUCGAUCCAACGACGAGUGCAUUCUAUCGGUUCAACGAACAAAGUCCCUGUCGCUGCACCACCCAGCUCGGUUAUGGUUCUUCCCCAGAGGAUUCCAGAUUAUCCUCCAGUUCCUGCGCCGUUGAAUCAUACGAUACCGGUUAAUGGGAGAACAACUAGCUCGGUUAACUCUACCUAUGCCGGUAGAUACGCUAACCAGCAAAAUUAUCCAGCUUACGCGACCACCAUCGCACCCAGUCAUCACGGCAGUAAUUCCUCUAGUAACACUUCGGUGACAUCCAUCGGUGCCACGGUCCGAUCUUCCGUUCCAGCUCCUCCUGUACACGCCUAUCAGUCUUCCGACACGACUGCCCACUUGGGAUCUUAUCAUCAUACUGUCAGAACUGCAGAGAGUUAUCCGUACAAGGAACAAUCUUAUCAAAAUUCUACGGCACCGAUAAUACCUGCAGUCCCAGGUACACCAUUACCAGCACCACCACUACCGCAGACGAAUGGUAUCAGGAAAAGAGAAUCUCCUCUCGAUCUUUCCGUAAAAACGGUUAAGACGUCUGCGGAUUCGACGGCGCAAGACGAUCUCGAGGCUUCUUCCACGGAAAAGCACACGAGUAAUUUGAAUCUAACAUUGUCGUCUUCGAUGUCAUCGCUGUCGUCGUCGUCGUCGUCAUCGACAAUGUCGAGGAGUAGCAGCAGCAACAAUGCAAGAAGCAUGGCUCCACCGGCUGUUCAAACUUUAGCACCACCACCACCACCACCCAUGGCUUCUUACUCUAAUUACGAUACUAGAGUAUCGACUCGUGGCGUCAGGAAUUCGUCCAUUCCUUCCGUAUGCCCUCGAACGUCAACUCCGCAAACAGUUUGCGCACCGAAAGUCGACUUCUUACCGGAUUUCAAUUCUACUCCGCUUAGGCAGCAUCACGCUCCCCCACAUGAUAGUCCCAUUCGUAGAAAUAUGGGUCAACAACUUUAUGGGCCACCACCACCGCCCCAAGCACCGUUACCCUCGCAAUAUACGAACAAUACUACUCCACUGCCUCACAUGUCAACGUUCCAGAAGAGUUCACUGCCCAUAACGCCGAUGUACGACGGCAGCCCAGCACCACCGCCGCCGUCUUCGUCGUCUUAUCUACCGGCCAAUGAUUCCUCGAGGUCUUCGUCUAGAUAUCCCGUGGCGGAUCCUCCAAAAAUGGGGCCGACCACCUUGCCUCCCAUGGGAGGAGAGCAUCCUUCCGACUCCAUCAAGUAUUAUUUAGACGCGAGAAACAAAUUCAGUUCGCCGGUGCAGAAAGAUCAUCGUUCGACCACCAAGAGAUCCGGUGAAACUGUUUACCCUGGAACUGCACCGAACAAGCAGCCUAGAUUGGAUACUUGGAGAAUAGCUAUCGAUAAACAAAUCGAACAAAAACUAUCGACGGUUAAGUCGCCCCAUGAGCAACAGAAAAGGCAAGAGAUGAAUUUGCCCGUUGCCAUGCCUAAUGGUACCUUGAUACCACCACCUAAUACUUACAACCAACAGAGAUUGGAAAAUUUUUUCAUGUCCGAGACGCCUUUGAGGUAUCAACAAACUACUUACUGUGAUAAAAGGAAUUAUCCGGAGCCGAAGAUGGCGCGUACCUCUCCGCCGUAUAAUCACCAACCUAUCUCGAAAGCAACGAAUGUGCACGCGUUACCGCAGCAAGUCAAUAGUCAGACUUCUUACUCAAAUUAUAGACAAAAUCAAAGAACCACUUGUCCUCCGAUUAGUGCAAUGGCUUCACCUCCGGUCGAUCAGCCGAGUAAUACGGGUGCGGAUAAACGCGUUUUGAGUUUACUGAGAAAUAGUCUUGAAAAUAAACAACAAAGGGAAGAACAAUUGAACAGUCAACAACCUAUUUUGGCGAAUCACAAUCAACAAAGCUUUCAGAACAAGGUCGUCGCCCCUGUGGAGCCUAAAACAAAUAUAGGUAGACACAAUCUAUCACCGUUUACAGCGGCUAGUUUGCUGGAACGAAAUAGCAACACACCGCCGCAUUACAAGUUCCAUGUGCCGCGAGCCGUAGACUCGAUCACUCAAGAGGCCCCCCGUAGUAUGUACGCUUCGCGAGUAAAUUCAUCCGCCACGCUACCUGGCAAGGAAGCUCUCUUGGGACCUCGGGGAGCCGAGAAUCAAAUUCACCGUGACAAGGAUGACGGGCUUGCGGCCAUAUUGGCCGCGAAAAUCAGGACGAAAGCGGAACUGAAACAGGUUGGCACCGAACAGUUCUUGGCAAAACCCGUAGUUCCUUCGCAAGAUGUAUCUUCUACCCCCAAAGAACUCGAUAGCGCAGCAUCAACGUCAACCCCGCAAUCUGGUUCAUCCGCGGGAAGCCCACCUAAAUUAACUCGCGAAAAAGCAGCUUGUCUUCCACCGAGAAGACGGUUGUUUUCGAGAACGGAAGAAGAGAAUAUGCCGGUCGCUGCUACAACGGUACCCGUGUCAACUCCAACGCCAGCAGUUGCCUCUACGGUACCACCACGUGCCAGUGGUUUUCGAAGUUCCUCCGAGACCUCGGUCUUUGACUUCAGAGAGAGCGAUUCCGAGGGUGAGAUGCCAGUGUUGGAGCGUCAAACUCUCGAGGAAAUGAGGAGAGACAGGAAGCAGUUGUCGAAGGUUCAACCUCCUAUUCCCUUGAACGAUGCAAUGUGUAUGUCCUCCAUAGAUCUAGUGAAAAUCGAGCUUAAGGAAAACGACAAGAUCAACGAAGCGGAUCCAUUCUGGACGGUAACUUGUGACAAAUUUAUGGAACAGUUACGAGCUGGAGAUGCUGUGAAGAAACGUGGAAGAAAAAGGAAACUCGAUGGACCCUCUUCGAAAUUAGAAGAUACUGGUAACGAUAGUAGCAAGGAAUCCGAUCUUAAUACUAGCGACUUAACUGCUGACAUAAAGAUCAAAAUAGAAGACAUCAAAAAAGAGGAACAGGAUGUGGUGGAAGCACUUGUCGUUGAUAAGAUCGAGCCCGCGGAAAGUAACAAAGAUGAUGAGAAAAAACCUAUUACGAUGGAUAUACCACCAGUGAGUAAAGAAGAGAAGAAAGUUAUAGUUGAUUCAAAGGAAAAUGAGAGGAGACAUUCCGGAGAAGAUUCCGACGAAGUGCCAUUGAUCAAACGAGCAACGAAAAAGAAAUUGAAAAAGGAGGAUAGCGAUGGCGAGGAGGAAAUCAUUUGUAGGAAAAGGAGAGUACGACGCGGUAGUAGAAUCAAAUUAGCUUCAUCCAGUGGUAGUGAAUCGUCCAGCGAAGAAAGUGACGUUAGUACGGAAUACGGACAUGGUUCAACCGUUGCUGAUAGACUUCGGGCGAGGAAAAGAUCAGGUAACAACAGCGGAGAGAACGAAGGCAUGAAGUUACGUUCUAGGGAUACAACACCACAGAAGAAUAAGACGGAAAAAGAGACGAAAUCGUCUUCUUCAAAGACUGUCUCUUCGUCUAGAAAAAUAAAACCUAAACCCUUGUUCGGUGAUGGUAGUGAUUUUAGACCAGGUUGGGAGGAAGAAGUAUAUGUUUAUAAAAAAUCUUUACGAAUGCCGACGAGACUAAUAACAGUCUCGAAACCUUCGAGAUUUCAUAGGUUGUCAACGUCCCUUCCUGAUUUGGAUCCUGGUUCACCAGCGUUAUCGGUGUCUAUGGAUAGUUCUGACGUUUGUUUAGGUAGAAAGAGACUCGUUGAUAGUGACGUAGAAUCCGAGUAUAGUUACAGUAUUACUGGACUUGGUAGUAAGAUAGACGACGAGGAAGCAACUUCCUCGACCACGAUAUCCUGUCCACCGAAAACAACGACGAAAAGCGGGAGAUUGGAAAACAAUUCUAUCGUAGAUGUACUUGCCCAAAGAGUUGGUACCGGUAAAAAGGAAUCUAAGAGGAAACAAAACAAGGACAAACUAGAGAAAGGAACAACGAAGAUCCUUCAAAAAGGUAACAACGAACCCGAACUUCUUGCAACACCAAGUCUUACUCCUCUUCUUGCGUCAGAAGCUCCGACGAAAACACUGAAAGGCGGCAAGUCGUCACUAGUUAAGAGUAGUAAAUCUUUGAAACCAAUCAAAGUUUCGGAUUCCGUCCUUUUGGGAUAUUUCCGUAAAGAAACGGUCAAUAAUUUCCGCGAUACGUUCAAGAAUAAUCACGCGAUUCCGAACGAAUUUUCGACUUUCGUUUUGAACAGUAGAACGAGAACGGAAACGCGUGUUUUAAAGAAACAGACUACCAUCAGGGAGGUAUUCGGCGAGGAUAGGCCAGCUUCCGCUCCACCUAUGCAAAUUCACGGUGACACUUCACAGGACGAUGAUUCGCAAAACGAAACUGUAGAAAAUACGUUAGGAAAGCCACGUAGUUUGAAACAAAAGGUAGUGUCUCGAUUGAGAAACGCGGGUAUUUUAAGAAGCCACAAGGCAAUCGUCAAUUCGAAAAGACAUUUACUUAAAUCGAAGAGAAGAAAGGAUCUUCUUAAAUCUUUGGCCGAGAAGAAGUUGAAGCGUGUUAAAAAGGAAGCGGAAGUUGAAGUUGCGAAAGAAACGAACGAUACUCAGGAAACUGAAAAUAACGAAAUAGAGGACGAGAAUAACGAGUCCGAGGUACCGAGCAACAAAAAGAAGUUAAAACUUCGAACCGGUAGGCGGAAAUUCCGUUCUGGAUUCGACUAUGUCAGGAAGAAAAAGAGACCAUUGAAGAAGGAUGACGCAGCACCUAAGGAACGAAAAAGACAGAUAUUGUCAAGACCAAGUCCGGAAUGUGUUGCGGACAUUCAAUCGGAGAUCAGGACGUGGGUCAUUAAAAAGGGUGUCGGAGAAACUAUUUUACAUCGUGCUGCCAGACUCGGUCACACGGAUGUGACUGCCUACUGUUUGGAGAAACUCAACAGUGCACCUAGUCCGAAAGACAACGCGGGUUAUACGCCACUUCAUGAAGCAUGCUCGAGAGGUCACUUGCAGAUAGCUAAACUUUUGCUCGCUUACGGAGCGAAUGCAAGCGAAAGUGCAAACGGAGGAAUAAGACCACUUCACGAGGCUGCGGAAAGCGGUUCAACGGAGCUUGUGCGAUUACUUCUAUCAUACGGUGCGGAUCCUCUCCUAGCCACAUAUUCUGGACAAACACCAUUAAUGUUGGCAGUAGAAACUGAAGCUUAUACGAUCCUGGAACAACACUUGGACGACAUCCAAGGACGUAGUAGUACGCCCUGGUCGUUCGGUGGACCUGCUUCGAUAUUUGAUCCAGAAGAAACUGGAUAUAACCCUUUAAGCGAUCCACCCAUGGACAGUCCAAAACUCGAGCUCGAGGAGAUAGAAAUGGAGGUGAGCGAUAUUAACCUACCAGUCCUGUUUUCUCUUGCCAACGAUUCGGACAAGUGGGUCCUCCUUCAAGAUUUAAUGGCAGCUCUCAGGAUAAAGAGUCGCGAUGCUCUCUUACGUCAAGUUAAUCCGAAGGCCCAUACUGGACCACCGACGAUUGCUCAUCGUGACGUUAUGAGAGAAUUAAAACUUCCCGAUUUCUUAGAACAAUCACGAUGUUGUCAUUUGUUAAGUGGUGGAGAGAAGAUCAACGUGCGGGGAUCAAAGGUGACAUUGAUAAAGUACAACGAGAAGGUGAAGUCAUUGUUAAACGUCGAAAAGGUGCUAAUCAGUCUCAGGUGACAGGAACCACCACUGAGGGGAAGAGAUUCUCCUCAG